CUCGCAUCAUCUCGCGAGAGCUGCGGCGCUGUCGUUGUUUGUUUACAACCUGGGAACUUCCUGCAUGCUAGCUAGUAGCUUAGUUCAUCUUUGAUAUUAAGAUAACUGGGUGAUUAAACUUUACAAAGUCUGCUUUCAACAUGGGAUGUGAUGGAGGCACGAUUCCUAAAAGACACGAGUUGGUGAAAGGUCCCAAAAAAGUGGAGAAGGUUGAUAGAAAUGCAGAGUUGGCUGCCAAAUGGAAAUACUGUGCCUUGAGCCAGGAGAAACUCAGACGGCCCAUCGUGUCCUGUGAUCUGGGGAGGCUCUAUAACAAAGAUGCUAUCAUUGAAUACCUUCUGGAUAAGACUGCUGAGAGACCCAAUACUGAGGCUGUAACUCACAUCCGUGGGAUCAAGGAUAUAAAGGAACUGAACUUGACUGAUAACCCUGAGUGGGAGGGAGAGAGAAGGACUACUAAAGGAGACCGAUAUGAGGACAUCCACUGUGGCAUGUUCAUCUGCCCUGUUGUUGGGUUGGAGAUGAAUGGCAAGCACAGGUUCUGUUACCUGCAGACCUGUGGCUGCGUCUUUUCUGACAGGGCCCUGAAGGAGGUCAAGACAGAAAUCUGCCACAAGUGUGGGGACGCGUUUAAAUAUGAGGAUCUCAUUGUGCUCAAUGGCACUAAGGAGGAGGUGGAGAAGCUAAGGGAGAAGAUGGGAGAGAGGCGCACCAAAGCCAAAACCAAGAAAUCAAAGAAGAGCAAAGCAGCUGAAGUUGUGUCCACACCAUCAGAAUCAAAAGAUGACACACAUUCUCCACAAGUGGAUGUAACGGGAAGCUCACUACAAAAUGGUGAUGAAAGCAGCCAGUCAGAUGUGGCCGGACCCUCCGGAUCCUCCAGCUCCUCUAAAGGCGCCAAGUCUUUGAUAUCCGCCGCCACCAAAAGGUCCGUCCAGGAAAUGACGGAGAAGUCAGAGGUCUUCAAAUCCCUGUUCACCACCCACAGCUCCGCCAAGCGCACUAAAGCUCAGACAUCCAACUGGGUCACCCACACCCCGUAUCACUUCUAGUAUCUACCACUCAGAGCCAAGAUUCACCAUUUUUAGAUUGCUCCAGAAAUUGUGACCCAUUAAAGACCCAUUACUGAUAAACCUAAUUCUACAUACCCAGCUCCAACACACACACACACACAUUACCCCACAUGACCUCUAAUACAGUCACCAACGUGUGGACUCAUUCCCAACUUGUCUCCUCAGUCCCCAGUAGCUCAGUGUUUACAUGUUGUGAACAUUUUGUUAAUGACUCCCCAAGCUGUUCAGACUCCCCCAUGUAUUCCCUCAGCAUGUUCUUAGUCACAAGAGCUCUGAGAAUUGAUGCCAGGGUGACUUUAUCAUCUCUGUCACUCUGCUGUCUCCUAGUGGACAGAGAGCAGGCUUUUAAAGGGAUCUCUACAUGGUGUCGGAUCAUACUGUAUAUAGGCUUGAUUUCACUCUUCAGUUAAGGCAAAACAGCUCUACAUCUUUAAAGCAGCUCCCUAGUCUUCAGUAAUUAUUUUCUGUGAACACAUUAUUUUUUUCCCUUAUAAGCUCCAGCAAUCUCCCACAUUUGUUCUUUAUGUAACAUAUUUAAUACAUUUAGGAGAGGACAAUCAAGUAAUUUGUAUUCAUCAUAUUAGUUAUUUGAUUUCUUGAAAAGUCUGUUAAAAAAUUAGAUUAACAAUAUGAAGACAGAUUAAAGCGUCUUGCUUAUUUAUUGAAGCAUUUAAUACUCAUUAAUGAACAAAAGCACACAACAUAGUAGCUGUAGUGUGACAGGACAAUAGGAACAUUGUUUUAGAUCAGUGAUCUUUCUCAUUCUGGAGCACCACAAGCUUCAAUAUUUUUACUUCACUGUUUUUCUCCUUUUUGGAAGAUUUGAAAUGAAAAAUAACAAAAUAUGUUCUGUUAGCUCCCAGUUUAAUAGCAAAAUGCAGUGACAUUGAAUUAUCAUAUAUUCUACAUGUUCUUCUUCAGACAGUUUUUUUUUUUUUUUUUGAAAGAAGAUACAAAAUGUGUUCCUCCAUUUAUUUUUAUUUUUUCAUAUGUAACAAGCAAAUACCAAAAUAAAUUUCUAUUCAGUCCUACUCAA
This is a messenger RNA of Sebastes umbrosus (honeycomb rockfish), 2109 nucleotides long. RefSeq names its product replication termination factor 2 (gene rtf2). Lineage: Eukaryota; Metazoa; Chordata; Actinopteri; Perciformes; Sebastidae. The coding region runs from base 141 to 1052 and encodes 303 amino acids. The record is from RefSeq and is a predicted model, not a curated record. Gene Ontology annotation, biological process: site-specific DNA replication termination at RTS1 barrier; mitotic DNA replication termination. Gene Ontology annotation, cellular component: nucleus. The transcript is spliced from 9 exons.